AUUAUUUUCUGUUAUUAACAUAAAUGAACCGCAGUUAUUACAAUAAAUCCAACAGUAAUUUAACUCCUGGUAAAACAAAGUCAUAACAUGUAACUUAGAUUUAGUUGUAAGAAAUAUAAUUAAAUUCAAGAAACAUUAGCAAAUAUAUAAGGGAUUCCUCUACUGAAAAUAGUAAAAGAGGAGAUAAUUUAUUGAAUACACUAAUUCAACAAUCUCAAUAAGCUAUUUAAUCAGCUAGACAAUUCAGUAUUGAUAGACCUAUUAAAACAUCUCCAAUUGAAAGGUAAACUAAACCUUAAUCAUUUAGCUCUCCUCAUAUUCAAACAAAAGUAAUUAGUACUUCCUAAUCUUUAUCAUCAUAAAUUAGAAGAAGCACAGAGUAACAAUAAAGAAAUAGUACUUAAUUUGAUAGAUUACUUAAUGAAAAUUGUUCAUUAUUAAUGAGAAUCUAAGAAUUAGAACAAAAAGUAAGAAAUUCAUUUAACUAGUGAGAAUCAAUUACUAUAAAUGAAAUGUUAGUGCAACAAUUAAACCAAUAAAAAAUAAUAAGAAAAUCUACACAAAUAACAUAAUUAAAAUAAAGGAGAUUUAGAUGAAUUCCUAUAAUCACAUCACUGUAAUGAAAAUGAAAAUAGAAUAUUAAAAGAAUUAAUUAAUAGGUAAUCCUCUAUUAUGCAUAUUCCAUCAGUUAUUCAAACACUUUCACUUAUUAAAUGA
This is a messenger RNA of Paramecium sonneborni, 717 nucleotides long. NCBI's taxonomy places the organism in Eukaryota, Ciliophora, Oligohymenophorea, Peniculida, Parameciidae. The record is from the annotation of a GenBank genome assembly.